Molecule: messenger RNA, 519 nt
Organism: Closterium sp. Yama58-4
Lineage: Eukaryota; Viridiplantae; Streptophyta; Zygnematophyceae; Desmidiales; Closteriaceae
Source: the annotation of a GenBank genome assembly
AUGUCGUGCCGAGCUCCGCUCUUCUCACUGCUUCCGCUGUCGGGGCUUUCGGGUGUCGAAUAUUUGUCGACGGACGCCGUCGCCUUGUCACGGCCGGGACGCCGGGUCCGCCCUGUCUUCGCGGUGCUUGUCACGCUAUGGCUGCUGUCGGGCGCGGCCUUCGCGGCGUGGCUGUGCUACUCGACGCACGCGACGUACCUCGGCGAUCGCUACCGCCGCCUCGACACGUGGUGCUACGACAUCGCAACUUUGGGGGUGUUGGACGGAAGAUUGCUGGCAGACAUUUCGGCGACAUCGGUUCCCGCAACCCCCUCCGCGACGUGUAAGCGCAUCGUCGAGCACGAUGCUGCCGUGACUGACAAUCGUGAAGUGAUUCAUCAUGAGGCGAAUGCUGCUAUCAGAGACAGAUUGAAAUAUCUGCGAGGUGCUGGCUUUGCCCAAGCAAUGUUAACAAGCUUGUUUGAAGACGUUAGAAACCUUUGGAGCGCCUAUGCGUGGUCGAGCGUUUCUGAUUAUUGA